UAGUUUUCAUUGUAUGCAAUCAACACCCGGCUCACCCGGGGCAUGAAUAGAAUCCCCCCUAUAUUAGUGAAUGUACACCAAUAAUUUUCGGUGUGACAGAGCGCUAUAUGUUACAGUGAUUUCAAUUGGUUGAAACCUAUUGCGAGAAAGAAGACUUCUUACGUAUCAGGUCGAGUUUACUUUGAGGAACCGGAGGGACAACUUUCACAUUGCAUUUCGAUGAACGAGGGUAGUGAUAAACGUGGUUUGGGACUGGACUCAAGUGUAGUUUUCGUGACUUUGUAGGACCUCGGACCCCACGCUCCGACCAACAUUUUAUCGACCUCAGAAUAGCAGAGCAGAUAGCAAGGGUCUCUUUGGACCAGCAACAAGCAUGCUAACUUCUCUGUUCGCAUUUGGAACUGUUAUUCGUGCUUGUUAUGCGUAUGAUUUAUUUGAAGUUCGUGGGUAAUCGGGGAGAAAUUUAAACCCGUUUUUUUUUUUUAAAGUCAAAAUUACUAUGUUGGGGAAUGAGGGGAUCUAUGCAGCGAAGAAGAGGAAGAAACCCGUCCAGAAAAGUCUGAAGCAUGUUCCAGGUGAUGGUGUGGUAAAGACCAACCCUUCAAAACGUCACCGGAAUCGUCUGAACGGGGAGCUUGACCGGCUGACCAGCCUGCUGCCCUUCUCCCCAGAGGUCAGGGGUAGGUUGGACAAAUUGUCUGUCCUGCGGCUCAGUGUGGGAUAUGUCAAGGUCAAAAGCUUCUUUCAUGCGACCCUCCAGAAGAAGUGUGAGUGGCCGGCCCCCCCUCUCAGUGGGAACUGUAGGAACGGACGGACAGCCACUUCUAUAGACGGAGUCAGCCUCUCCGAGGGAAACCUACUGCUGCAGGCCCUGAAUGGUUUUGUCCUGGUGGUCACCACUGAUGACUCUAUCUUCUACGCCUCUCCAACCAUCCAGGACUACCUGGGCUUCCACCAGUCUGAUGUGGUGCACCAGAGUGUGUAUGAGCUGAUACACAUGGAUGACAGAGCCAUGUUCAGGUGUCAGCUUCACUUCGCCCUCAAACCCAACCAGCCCGACUCAGAGGCCGGACCAGAUGCCAUCGAGUCUAGCAGCAGGCCCCACAGUGAGUCUAUGAGCUACCCGCCCCAGCACAUCCCUGAAGAGAACAGGUCCUUCCUAGAGAGAAGCUUCUGCUGUCGCUUCCGCUGUCUCCUAGACAACUCCUCCGGCUUCCUGGCGUUGAACUUCCAGGGACGUCUGAAGUAUGUUCGAGGCCAGGGAAGGCUGGGGGAUGACGGGGCCUCGGACCCCGCUCAGCUGGCCCUGUUUGCCAUCGCCACACCCAUGCAGACCCCAGCUGUCAUGGAGAUCAGGACCAAGACACUCAUUUUCCAGACCAAACACAGACUCGACUUCGCCCCCAUAGGCAUAGAUACUAGAGGUAAAGUGGUGCUGGGUUACUCUGAGACAGAGUUGGUCACUCCAGGCUCAGGUUACCAGUUCAUCCAUGCUGCUGACAUGAUGUACUGCGCAGACAACCACAUCAAAAUGAUGAAGACAGGAGAGACUGGUUUCACCAUCUUCAGGCUGCUGACUAAGGCAGGUGUGUGGGUGUGGGUUCAGGCCAACGCCAGGGUCGUCUUCAAGGCAGGGAGACCCGACUUCAUCAUCGCUCGACAGAAAGCCCUAACAAACGAAGAGGGUGAGGAGCACCUGCGUCAGCGGAGAAUGCAGCUUCCCUUCAACUUUGCCACUGGGGAGGCUCUGCUGUAUGAGUCCUGUCUCUCUGUGAAUACUGCCAUUAUGCCUACAGGACCACCCAUCCCCCCUGGCCUCACUCCCCCAGGCUCCUGCCCUGAGGACAAGCCCCUGGACCCUGCGUCUCUCCUGGGGUCUCUACUCAGUCAGGGCCGCUCUGUUUAUACUCAGCCCCAGGACGCUAACCCUAACCUGGACCUCCAGGUCUUUUCCCCUAACCUAGACACAGCCUUCCCCCAGGACCAGGACCCAGGCCUGGAGAGAGCCUUCCUGGAUAGCCACGCUCUGCUGAGUGUCCCUGGGGAGCUCCAGGGGCCCCAGAGGCUCAGCAGGGGAGACCCCACAGCGCAGGCCAUGAUGGACUCUCUGGGGGAGAUCCUGGAGGAGAUGGGGGCGGGGGGCUUGGAGGGGCUGGAGGUGGAGGAGACAGAGCUGAGGGAGUGGGAGAGCACUCUCCUCAGGAUCAACAUGGAACCGCAGGAUGUGACGGGGGAGCUGUAUGAUAUCUUAGCCAAUGAUGUGUUCUCCUACGUGGAGGAGGCUCUGAUGAGAGAGUGUGAUGAUGGAUGUGUGAUGGGCAGCUUGGGACAGGGCACUGAGCCAAUACACAGACUUUCUGCUCACAUCACUGCCAAUCAAAACAUACUACGUGGGUUCCCUCACUCCCAGAGUUCCAUAUUGCCAGGCAACCAGGGGUUCAAUGGUGGGAACAGCUCCCACAGUGAGAACCAAUGGCAGUUGUCUGGUCCACACAUGACCUCUAACCUCAACAGCUUUGGAGAGCAGAGGUUGCUAGGAAAUGGAGUUGUUGGUGGUGUGGAGCAAGGGCUGGGUUGUAGUCCUGGGACUGUGAGACAGCCACGGAGGACUGUAAACACAAACACACUACCCAGAGCUGCUCAGACUGUUGCAAGGCAAUGGACUCAAGGAAGCUGUGCGGAUCUUUAUGGCAACCAAAUGGUCCCACAACCUUCUCAUACUAUCAACCAACCAGAGUCCUGGAUACCCUCCAUCCAAAAUAUAAAUGAUAAUAACCACACCUCUCUCCCUGUCCCUCUCCCAAACUUUAACAACUAUCUCCCAGAGGCCUUUGACCAAACCAUGCAGCCCAGCUGGAAGUUAUACCACUCUGAGACUGGAGAUGCAAACAGGCAGUUCUCAGGGCAGCCCUAUCCAGGUCUGUCAUAUCAGGACCCAAGGCGGAUACCACAGGGUUUUCCUGCAAAGCCAGUAAACAGACAUUGUCACACACACCCCAAACACAGCACACACAUACCGUCCAAUAACGCACCCAGAACUCAAACACUCACACACACCACACACACACCCUCAGGCAGCUGUAUGUUUGACAAGACUCCAAAUGUCUCCAAUCCCUCCAGCCCCCUUACAACUGCCCCAAGCAGAUCACACGGUCUCAUACCUGCCCCCACUUACUACAAUGAACCCAGACCCUCUCCCACUCUUUCCAAUGACUGUAAAACCAGCUCUUCAACCCAGGCCCCCAAAGUCUUUACGACUUACCCUCAAGCAUCCAUAAUCUCAAGAUCUUCCAAAUCUUAUCCCCUAGCCCCCAUCCCCACCCCCAUCCCCGCCCUAUCCAGAGGGGCUCAGAUGGAUAAGGACACAGGAGCUAUCCCUGCCUGGUCUGGGGCUCCGUAUCUGGGCAUGAAGCAGCUCCCAGGCCCCUUUCCCAGCCCCAAGCAGGUUCCCCAGAGCACCAGGGGAAAUGGCAGCUGUAGUGAUCCCAGUGAAGGAAGCUUGAUGCUGGGUCAGAGGGGGUUGGAAGAAAGCCUCCUUCAUGGAGGUCCGACGCCAGGAUUUCCUCCUGAGAGAACGGAUCUGUAGAGUCAUCUUUAUUCUACUGGAAUGGACAACAACAGGUGAGACAGUGCCGAACUUCAUCUCACUACUGUUUUAACAAGAUUCUCGGGGCCUCCCAUCCUCACAAGUUUAGAUACUGGAAUGUGACCUAAAAUGAGUCUUUAACUCAUCUGUCCUUCCAUAGGUCCCUACCGGUCCUAAUGGUGAUGCGGAUCCUUUUCUCUUCACUGGCAACAUCUUCUAGAUUCUCUAGGACUAAGAGGAACCUACAAGUAACCAUCUCCACAAUGGAACCACAACAUAUUUUGGAAUCUAGGACCUACCUUGGAACCACAAACAUCUUCUGGAAGAAUACAACUGUACAAAAACCAGCACCUCUAUCGAAGACUGUUCCUUGGAGCUGAAUAAUAUUCUAUAUUAUAUUUAAUUUCCUUGUCUGGUUGAAGGGUGCUGCUUUCCAGCCAUGGACAGCCACCGGUUUAAUGUUCAGACUAGGGCUGUUACGGUGACCGUAUUACUGCCACACCGGCAGUCACUAGUCAUGACCGCAAUCAAUUUCCAUGUGACCGUUUAGUCACGCUAACUAGGCUUCUCCCAGCUCUGAUUCUGCUGAUGGUCAUAACUGCUUGGCACUCAGCACUUUAUUGUCCCUCUAAUCACUCUGGCAUCAAUGCAAAUGUAAUUGAAAAUCAAAUCAAACACUUCAUGAGAGCCCAUAAGCUAUGGAAUUGCAUGAGAAAACAGAGUGAUGGCCUCUAUUAAAAAGAGG
Oncorhynchus gorbuscha (pink salmon) is the source of this 4331-nucleotide messenger RNA. RefSeq names its product aryl hydrocarbon receptor-like. The coding region runs from base 500 to 3586 and encodes 1028 amino acids. Gene Ontology annotation, molecular function: transcription cis-regulatory region binding; protein dimerization activity; nuclear receptor activity. The transcript is spliced from 10 exons. NCBI's taxonomy places the organism in Eukaryota, Metazoa, Chordata, Actinopteri, Salmoniformes, Salmonidae. Gene Ontology annotation, biological process: regulation of transcription by RNA polymerase II. Gene Ontology annotation, cellular component: nucleus; aryl hydrocarbon receptor complex. The record is from RefSeq and is a predicted model, not a curated record.